CAGCAUGAAAUGCUGGAAAAAGGAAAGGAUAACAAACGUAACAAGUAUGAGCUUGAUUGGUCAUGUUCUUCCUCCACAUCUUUCAACCUCCAAAAUCACUAACUUUACUUCACAAAAUGUUACUCCAAAACCCAUUCUCUUCACCAAUCUCUUCUCCUUAGCCCUCACUGUUACCUUAAAUUCUCCAUUGCCUUCCUUGGCUAUCCCUUCUCUUAACUCUCAGCCUCCCCUUCUCUCUCCUACAACCCCAUUUUCUCAGUCCAAGAACUUGCAGAUUGGGCUAGAAAAUGGGAAAAUUAGGCCUUGCCCGUCAACAAACCCAGGUUGUGUUUCAACGAAUCCGCAAUCUUCAUCAUUUUCAUUCCCAUGGAGGAUUCCUGAGAAUGAUACAGAGAAUGCAAUUCAGAAGUUAGAGGAAGCAAUCCUGAAAACGCAGAGAAAUGCCAAGAUUCAAGUCAUUGAAGAUACCCCAAAUGGGAAAUAUUUACAAGCUGAGGUUGAUGGAGGGUUUGAUCCGGAUGUCCUUGAGUUUUUGGUAAGAGGAGAUGUAGUUGCGUAUAGGACUAUGGCCACAAAAGUAACCUAUGUCUACCCUUUCACAACAGCAUUUGGGGAUUCAAAAGGACAAGAAGAAAGAAUGAAGAAAAUCUUGAACGAAUUAGGCUGGUAUGCUCCAAGUUUUGAUUCCAUGGAUUAGAUUUAUGUUAUAUUUUAUGUGAAACAACAUAAUUAAAUUUAGUCAUUUUAAUUACACAAUAUUCAUUCAGAUGUUUUGUUGUUAUUGACCUGAUAUUUUAUUGCAAAAGACACAAGUCUCGGCUAGUAGAGACUGCAGUUU
Populus trichocarpa (black cottonwood) is the source of this 838-nucleotide messenger RNA. Its product is annotated as thylakoid lumenal 17.9 kDa protein, chloroplastic. NCBI's taxonomy places the organism in Eukaryota, Viridiplantae, Streptophyta, Magnoliopsida, Malpighiales, Salicaceae. The record is from RefSeq and is a predicted model, not a curated record. The transcript is spliced from 4 exons. The coding region runs from base 5 to 697 and encodes 230 amino acids.